Molecule: messenger RNA, 1631 nt
Organism: Habropoda laboriosa
Lineage: Eukaryota; Metazoa; Arthropoda; Insecta; Hymenoptera; Apidae
Product: cytochrome P450 6a2-like
Exons: 5
Coding region: 117-1631 (504 amino acids)
Molecular function (GO): oxidoreductase activity, acting on paired donors, with incorporation or reduction of molecular oxygen; iron ion binding; heme binding
Source: RefSeq, a predicted model, not a curated record
UUGUACAAUUGUUCACACGAUAACAUUGAAAGUGAACUCACGAUAAGAUUAGUAUUAUACGGUGAACUGUCGACGAAACGUGAACUGCGAAGUCAGUUUGCCAACCUGAAAUCGACAUGUUCGAUUUUGAUCAAACAGUCGGUGCAAUUAUCGCGGCAAUUGUAGCGAUCCUCUACUAUUACUUCACGUCGACUUUCGAUUUUUGGAAAAAACGCAACGUGCCCGGACCACGGCCGAUACCGGGAUUUGGAAAUAUUAAAGAUGUCAUGCUUAGAAAAAUUUCACUGGGCAGUCUUCUGGCGAAACUAUACGUCGAAUAUAAGAACGAGCCUAUGAUCGGAAUUUAUGUGAGAUCAUCGCCCACACUCGUUCUCUGCGACUUAGACCUUAUCAAGGAGGUUCUGAUCAGAGACUUCUCUACGUUCGAUGAUCGAGGAAACGUUAUCACCGAAAGGGCUGAUCCACUGUCUCCGAAUAUCUUCAAUUUGGAGCCAACAAGAUGGCGACCACUACGAAUAAAGUUGUCACCAGUGUUUACUUCUGGCAAACUGAAAGAGAUGUUCCCCUUGAUCGUCGAAUGCUCCGAACAAUUGGAACAACAUUUAGAGAAAGUGGCAGAAAAGGGGGAACCCGAAAAUUGCAGCGAAAUAGCGGCGAGAUUCACUACAGACGUGAUCGGAAGUUGCGCUUUUGGAAUCAACAUGAACGCAUUGUCGAACGAGCAAAGUAUAUUUCGACGAAUAGGAAGAAAAAUUUUCGCGCCCGACACUAAAAUGAUCCUUAGGCUGCUCUUUCGAGAAACGAUGCCGUCGCUGUACAAUUUCCUUGGCUACGUGAUGCCGCAUUCAGAGGUAUCGAAAUUUGUAACGAAAGUCAUCUCAGAAUCGAUCCAGUACAGAGAACAAAAUAAUAUUGUUAGGCCAGAUUUUAUAAAUAUGCUCAUAGAGCUGAAAAAUUCUGGCACAGUGGAGAACAUUGAAUGGUCAGAUACCUUUCUCGCUGCACAAGCUUUCGUUUUUUUCGCGGCUGGCUUUGAAACGUCUUCAACAACAAUUGCUCAUGCUCUUUACGAAAUGGCUCUGAACCCGGAAAUACAGGACAAGCUACGAGAAGAACUGAGAGAGUUCAGUGCCAAAAAUAAUGGUUGUUUGAAGUAUGAAGACAUCAAAGAAAUGAAAUAUUUAGACAAAGUAUUUAAAGAAACACUAAGGAAGUACCCACCAGGGACACAGUUAAGAAGGAAAUGCAACACUAAUUACACCUUCAAAAAUACAAAAGUAUCAAUUCCUAAAGGUACUGCAGUGUUUAUUCCACUGUAUGCAAUUCACAAGGAUCCUAAUAUCUAUCCAAAUCCAGAAGUUUUCAACCCUGAAAGAUUUAGUGAGGAAGCAGUAGCUGCAAGACAUCCUAUGGCUUAUCUGCCUUUUGGUGAUGGACCAAGAAAUUGUAUCGGAGCACGUUUUGCAAUUUAUCAAACCAAAGUGGGUUUGAUAAAGAUGUUACAGAACUUCAAAGUCGAUGUUUGCGAAAAAACAUUAAUUCCAUAUGAAUGUAAUCCAAUAGCCUUUACACUGUCUCCAAAAGGAGGAAUUCAUUUGAAAAUAAGUAAAGUUAAUACUAUUGAAACAUAA